AUGGCUGAUUCGUACUACUCGCGGCUGCGCACUUCGCUGGCCGAGGAACAAGUGUGCUUCGCGGGGGCGGGGGCGGGGCCGGGGGCGUGGGCGUGGGCGGACGAGCGCGCCUCCCUCGCCAGCAGCUGCCAGCGCUCCCUGGGCGGCGCGUCCGACCUGGGCCUGGCCGACGACAGCGCCGCCGACGGCCUCUCCGCCCACCACUGCCAACUUGGUACCAUUGAAUUAUCGUUAAUAUACGAUCCUAUUGCUAGUGCAUUGCACUGCUCUCUCCACAGGGCAAAGGGUCUGAAACCUAUGGAUAUAAAUGGACUGUCAGACCCAUUUUGUCGUCUAAAUCUUCUACCAACAGGAGGAAAGUCCAAUAGACUUCGCACCAAAACAGUACACAAGACAAGGAACCCAGAAUUUAAUGAAACUGUAACCUUUUACGGUGUCACAGACAGUGAUCUUGGCAGAAAGAUCCUACAUAUUUUGGUGUUGGAUGAUGACAAAUACGGUCACGACUUCAUCGGAGAAGCGCGAAUAGCCCUUGCGCGCCUUGUGCCUCAGCAAGUUCGACACCUCAUUGUCCCCCUGGAGAAGCAUUUCUUGGUCGAGCAAGAAGAUGAAGUCUGGGGAAACGAUGCGUGGACAAGAGGACAAAUUUUAAUUACUCUCUGUUAUUCAACGCGCCGUAGAGCUCUGGUUGUUGGGAUUGUACGGUGUGCCAAUUUGACACCAAUGGAUAACAAUGGAUUUUCUGAUCCAUUUGUCAAAUUGCGGCUGAAACCUGAUCCGUAUCAUCGUAAAUACAAAACAUCAAUAAAAUGGAAAAAUCUAAAUCCUGUGUUCAAUGAAGAAUUUGUUUUUGAUACUAAAAUGACAGAACUCCCAAAACAGUCUUUGGAGAUCACAGUUUGGGAUAAAGAUUAUGGAAAAAGCAAUGAUUAUCUUGGUGGACUGGAGCUGGGUUUCCAUUCCAAAGGAGAACGAUUAAAGCACUGGGUGGACAUGAUCAAGUUCCCCGACCACAAACAUGAAGGAUGGCACAACCUGGGAGAAGAACUGCUAGGCGAUUGAAGUGGAAGAAACAUGCAAAAAGAUUUAUAUUUCAAAUUUCAGAAGAUUAUUCCUUGGAUCAAUCAAUGAUCCGCAACAGACCAACCGGUCUAAAGCUCGAAGGAGAAGAUUAUUCCUAGUCGCAUCUACUCAGAAUUCAAUUCAAGUCUCUCAAAACAGAUGAUUAUUUUCAACUGUUACCAUUUAACUUUCUAGAAAAUUCAUUGUGGUAACCCCAAUAGGUCACAUGUCAAAAAAAUUAACUUUUUUUCUUUAUUACACAGUCUAGAGAACUGAAGCAGUAGGUAUAUUAUUUAUUAGUAUUAGACAGACCUUUACAAAACCAAAUUUCAUGAGUUUCCAUUUCUGAAAACAACUGUCAAGACAGGGAGAAGCGAGAAUGUUUUUCAUUCCUCCUCAAAACUUCGCUACAAUUGGCAUACAGCCUAUUGUGGUUACCGUGACUGUAUUUAUGAGUUACCAUGACAUAUUAUUGAGUUGUUUCAAAUUUAAAUUUAUUCAAAUUGGUUAAUAUAGGAAAUAAAUAAAACAAUUAAUUUGUAAGGUACUAUCAAAUGUUGGGGAUUUUAUCAAUUUUUUUAAUCACAUUGGUUUUAAAUAUCUAAAGCAGGAAAAAAUUGGUUAUUAAGUCAAAAAUCCACUGUUUACAAAUUUCAAAAAUCUUUUACUGAAAUGGCAAGUCUGCUUACUAGCAUGUUUGUGAAUGAACUCAUAAUCAAGUUUUAAAUCUCUUCCCUUCCUUGACAUAUUUUUUCUACAAGUUGAUAUUGGUAAAUUGUACUUGUAAAUAAAUACUCUAAUGGUGGAUCAAGCUUCUUCCCUAUCAUUAGACAGCUCUUAUAAAUAUAUUCCUCCCAUAACUUUUGUAUUCCAAGUUAAUUAUUUAUGAAAACAAGACUGAUCUUAGAGGAUUUUUUAGAAUCAGUUGUGUGAUGUAUGUAAGAAUACAACUGAAGCAAGGAAUUUAAAUGACUUUUUAAAACAAAUCAUAUCAGGCUUUGAAUUUUCUAUUAAUUUCUUCGAUUAGUUUUUGACUAACUUAAAAUAGGUAGUUUUUGCUGUAUCUCGUACAUGAUCUUGAAGAAUGUUUUUAAAAAUAUAUUCAUGUGUAAAAUGGUUAUAAAACAAAAAUUUUGUUUCACCAAUUAUUUAUAGGCAGUAGUUGAUUCUCCAUAUACAUGUGAAAACUAAUUUAAUAUAUUUUUUAAGCAUAUUGGCACUUUUACCAAGUUAAAAAAAAGCCUUAACACAUUUUUUUCAGUUUGAUCUGCUCUUCUUAAAUAAUUAAUCAAUUAUGAUCAGAGGCACACCCCGAGAUUUUCUGGGAGGAAGGGGGUCAAGCUAGCUUGAUGUUUUCUUAUCAAGAAGUUUUCACUUAUACUGAAUAAUUUAGCAUUGCAGUAUUUUUAUUUUUUGUCUUAGUAUUAGUAUUUAUAAUGUAAAAAAUGGAUAUGUUGAUUGACACUCAUCAGUACAGAAAAUUAGUAAAGUUAUAUUUUUGAAUGGGUAUCAUCAAAUACAAUAGAGAUAUACAGGAUACUCAGAAAUGUAUCGGGAGACACUUGAAGUUAGUGACCCUAGAGGCCUGACCUGUCAUACCCAUUUUGAUAUCACAUUUUGCAUAUCCAUAGUUUGAAAGGUUUACUUUUUAUUAUGUUUACUUAUGUUUUGCAAAGUGAUUGUAUUUGUAUUAAAAUUUGAAUUAGUUGCUGAUUUUCCAGGUCACAUCACCAGGUUUGCUAGUGAGCAGUUGUUUUCUAUUAAAAGUUGAGAAAGGUUCAGUGUCCCAUAUUGUCUACAUAGUAUUUGGUAUCAUUGUGUGGCUUUUGAGGGAGGGGGGGUGGCUUAAGGCCCAUGAGCCCCCCCAUUGGUGCGCCACUGAUUAUUAUAUUGAUGAAUUAUAAUAUAUUACGAUGAGUAAAAUAAAUUAAUAUAAUUUAUUACAUGAAUAAUAAACCAUACACGUGAUUUGUGUAAUUACUUUAAUUUUAUUGUUAAUUAUAAUUACUUUAACUUUAAAUUACACUUAAUAUUUAAAGCUAUUUUUAUUCAGAUAAUUGAAUGAGCUCUUAAUUGGUAUUUUGGUCAGGUAAAUAACUGUGCUAUUUUAUCAACAUUUCAGAUGAAUUAUACCAUCCUCAGGGCUAAUUGUAUAGGUCAACAUAAUUUCAUUUACAAUGACGCAUGAGAAAAAGUAAUGCAAUAGACAUCAACUGACUUAGUAUUCAGUAUUGUUAUAUUUACCUAACAUAUUAGUUAUCAAUACAUUGUCAUCAAAUAUAACAUAGAUAGAUUCGUACUUCAUUACUGUUAGUCAAAAUUCUUUUGUUCACUAUUACAUUUUCAAAGAAUUUUCCUUUCCCAAAUCAUACUGCUAAUUCUAUGAAUGCAACAAAUUAGAGUUAAGUUAAAUGUCUGAAUAAUUGCAAGACCUCAUCUAAAUGAAAUAAUUUUAGAAGAGCUUCAAAAAACAGCUUAGCUCAUGUAGCGGAUCUUUCCUCAAUUGCAACAGCUCUCCACCUAUUAAUUCUAAAAAUGUUUUUAACCCUAUUUUCAUGUGCUGGUCCUUUUCUAACUCCCAUGUAUUUUUCUUGGGAAAUAAGUGCAUUUGUUACCUACCAAAUUUGGGAAUUGAUUACCAGACAAUGUACAGUGAAAUAUAAACAAAAUAAACAUAUUAAAUUAAUCACAACAAAACAAGAACAGAGCUAGAGAUACCAUCAUGUCCUAAUUUUUUGGUUUGCCACUACAAAAGUUAAAUGCUUUAAUCAUUUCACUUCCUUCAAGCAAUAGUUAAUACUAAAACGUUCCUUUCAUUUUUAUUAAGAACACAAAAUAGACAGUAAUGAACAUUAUCAAACUAUUAUAACUUCACAAAAUUUAAAUGUUUGUCUCUACAAUUGAAAUUUAAAUUAAACUUCAAUAAUAUAUUUGUAUCAUUGUUUACAUUACAUCAUUUUGUCUUAAUUUCCUUAUUCAUGAAGAAAGUUAACAUUAGAUUAAAUAAAAUGAAGAUUGCUUACUUUACUUUUCAAUGUGCCAAUUAUGAGGUACUUGCUUCUGAAAGUAAUCUUUAAUAACAAACCCAAAUGAUUAAAACAAAAGGUUUCUGAAAACUGUAAGUUUUUUGUUUUUUUCUGACAACAGUUAAAAAGAUAUUGUCAACUUGUUCAUAACUGAUGCUAUCUUUGUUCCUUAAUGCAAAAGUAACUGUUAUAGAAACGUAGUACAGGAGCCCUUCAUGUCAUGUGAUACAAGUGUCUCCAAUUUGAAAAUGAAUAAUUAUGAGUCAUCAGCAUUUAUUAUUCAUUAAGCUCAUAUUUUUUAAACAAUCAUUUGAUACCAAGCAGUAAAAAACAUAGAGAAAGUUUAAGUGAAGAGUAUUGCUUAACUUCUCUAGUUGAAUUUUGCCAAAGAAGGAAUCAGUUGCACAAUUGGUAUUUUCAAACUCACUAUUUUUUAUUAAUUUUGAACCACACAUCACCCCACAAAGGAAUUUCAUGUAAUAUAUAUAUUUUCUUUCCUUUUUUUUUUCCCCAAUCAAAAUUACUAUCAAAUAAGCACUUUUCAUGACUCUUCAAAACUUAUUAAUCCAGAUUGGAUUCCUAAGAACUAUAUCUGUGAUUCAGAAUUUAGAGUAAACUAGCAAAUGUAAAGAGACCUCAUGUAUCACUGUCUGUAAAUAUUAAAAAAUCAUUUUUAUCCUUAAUAUCUCAACUCUCCAUUAACACACAAGUUGACAGUGACUUCUAUUGAGUAUCUUUUAAGCAUGGCACAAAUAAAAAUGUCAAAUAAUAUAAAUAUAUAUAAUUUUCUGCUUCAAUAAAUUACUCAUUAAGCAUGUAAUGUUAUGUAGUCUUGUUACAAUACAAUUGUUGAUAUUCUCAGUAUUUUAAAAUGUAAAAUAAUAAUGAGUGCCCUUUUUGAAUGGUCAUAAAGAUAACUCUCUUGGUCAUGUGUCUGUUUUGAAAUAUAUACGUUACUAUGAACUGCUGUUAUUUUGGAAAUCAGUGAUCACUAUAAAUCUACAUUUAAACUGAAAUAAGAGAAUAAUGUAGCUAUUAUAAUUAUGAAAAGUGUUACAAGUAAUGUUAAGGACUGUUUCAAUACAAUUAUCUGUAAACUAGCACAAAAAAUUAUUUUCAGACAUCUUUCAUAUACAAGACUAUUCUUGUCACAAAGCGUGACCUUCAAAGGGGUACAUGUUAAUUUCUAUUGACAAUCAAAUAUAUAUAUGAAGAAAUAAAAUGAAAUAAAUGGC
Messenger RNA from Gryllus bimaculatus (two-spotted cricket), 5323 nucleotides. NCBI's taxonomy places the organism in Eukaryota, Metazoa, Arthropoda, Insecta, Orthoptera, Gryllidae. The record is from the annotation of a GenBank genome assembly.